Aphidius gifuensis is the source of this 4116-nucleotide messenger RNA. RefSeq names its product pre-mRNA-splicing factor ATP-dependent RNA helicase PRP16. The record is from RefSeq and is a predicted model, not a curated record. The transcript has 3 exons. The coding region runs from base 465 to 3905 and encodes 1146 amino acids. Gene Ontology annotation, molecular function: RNA binding; ATP binding. Gene Ontology annotation, cellular component: intracellular anatomical structure; spliceosomal complex. Gene Ontology annotation, biological process: mRNA splicing, via spliceosome. Lineage: Eukaryota; Metazoa; Arthropoda; Insecta; Hymenoptera; Braconidae.
AUUAGAUGGAUAACUGUUCAAUGUUUAUAUCAAACUGAAAUAAAUAGAAAAUUGACUUGUUGUGAUUGUUUGUUAUUGUCACAUAGCUCGUACCACACAUUAUCGUAAACUGUAAAGCCUGGAAUAUUGCAUAGAGAAAUUUAUCACUUUUGUCGUUUUUUCUGUUUCUAGUUUUUAGUCGGUAUUACAGGGCGAAAUUGCAAAACGAAAAAAAAUUUUUUAUUAAAUGAAUGCACCCUAUGUCAGAAAGACUUUUUCAUUUACGGUGUUUUCUGAUUCCCGAGGAUUGAGACAUGGCGCCACAGGCCGCAAGCCAUUCUUAGAGUCAACGAUCUAAAAAUAUAUAGAUAUAAGACAAAAAAUAUUUACAUCUAUAUAAGACUGUAAAAAUUACAUAAAAUCAUGAUAGUUGGGUUGGGAUAACAAACAUCUCAUUAUACCUAUAUAUAAACUGUAAAUAAGUGAUGCCGUACAGUAACGAUAAUAUGGAACGUUUGGAGGGAUGUGAUAUGAAUGAAGCUGGUGGUUUAAUUAUACGUAAGAAAGUUUCAGAUCAUACGUUUAAAAUGCCUUCAAUAUUGGGUUUAGACAAAUUGGCAGAAAAAAAACGUUCAAGAAAUCACGAAAAUUCUCCCAAAGCGUCGACCUCAAAAAAUGAUGGUAAAAACAGAAAAUACCGUGCACCUGCUCAAGAAACUCCAACACACACUGGUGGAGUAAAUCACGAGGCACAAAGGCGACUUGAAGAUCGAUUGAGACGACAACGCCUUGAUGCUAGAAAAUCAGAAUCCAACACACACAUCAGGCAACGUGAUCGUGAUUCUAAUUUUUAUAAGCAUCGGAGAGAUUAUAAAUGUAAUGCAGAUCAGCGUAGAUGUGAGCGUAGUAGAAGUCGAAUUACACCUAGAUUUAAAGAUGAACCACAAACUCCACAAUUCAAAGCAAGGAAUCCAACAUCAAAAAGUAAUUGGGACGAUGAAGAUGAAGACUUGGACAAAGAAUCUCGUCAUAGAUCCUCAUGGGAUUGUCCAACGCCGAAACUCAACGGGAGUAGUAAGUCAUACAAAGAUUCAACACGAUCUGAGUUCACUCCUUCAUUUAAGCAUAAUCCAUGGAAUUCUAAUCGGAAAAUAUCAAGUUCAACACCACUACUCCCAGACGUUGAUAAGUAUCAAUGGGAGCAAGAACAACAGCGGCUUGAUAGAGAAUGGUAUGCUCUUGAUGAUUGUCACCCGUCACAUUUUCCAGAUGUUUCUGAAGAAUAUACUCAAAAAAAAGAACAAGAGCUUGAAGCCAAACGACAAAAACGUGUCUCUGCACAACAGCGACAAAUAAAUAAAGAUAAUGAGCUCUGGGAAAGAAACAGAAUGUUGACUUCUGGAGUUGUGAGCUCUCUCGAACAUGACAAUGAUCCCGAUGAUGAGGCAGAAGCCAGAGUUCAUCUCUUGGUUCAUAACGUAGUUCCACCAUUUUUAGAUGGCCGAAUAGUUUUUACAAAACAACCAGAACCAGUGAUUCCAGUUAAAGAUCCAACAUCAGAAAUGGCAUUAGUAGCGCGAAAAGGUUCAGCUCUUGUUCGUGCUCAUCGAGAACAAAAAGAGCGUCGUAAAGCCCAAAAAAAACAUUGGGAACUUGACGGCACUAAUAUUGGUAAUAUAAUGGGUGUCAAAAAUCGAAAAAAUGAAGAUAAAGAAGCCCCAAAUACAGAAACUGAUUUUAAAGCCGGUCAAAAAUAUGCUAGUCAUAUUAAUACUGUUAUGACAAAUACUGCCGAUUACAAUCUCAAAAAAAGACAAAUACAAAAUCAACGUAGAUCUCUUCCGGCUUUUGCUGUACGCCAGGAGUUAUUAAAUAUUAUAAGAGAAAAUAAUGUCGUUAUAAUUGUAGGUGAAACUGGUAGCGGAAAAACAACCCAAUUAACACAAUAUUUGCACGAAGAUGGAUAUUCAAAGAAUGGAAUGAUUGGUUGCACCCAACCAAGAAGAGUUGCUGCUAUGUCCGUAGCAAAAAGAGUCUCUGAUGAAAUGACGUCAAGUCUUGGUGAUGAAGUGGGCUAUGCCAUUCGUUUUGAGGACUGUACAUCUAAAAAUACUGUUAUCAAGUACAUGACCGAUGGUAUUUUACUUAGAGAGUCACUUAGAGAAGGUGAUCUUGAUCGAUAUAGUGUCAUAAUCAUGGAUGAAGCUCAUGAAAGAUCUCUUUCAACUGAUGUUCUGUUUGGUCUUUUGAGGGAAGUUGUAGCUCGACGUCAGGAUCUAAAACUGAUUGUAACCUCAGCCACAAUGGAUUCAAGCAAGUUUGCAGCUUUUUUUGGUGAUGCUGCUAUGUAUACAAUUCCUGGAAGAACAUUUCCAGUUGAUAUUAAUCACUCUAAAAAUCCCGUUGAAGAUUAUGUUGAUGCUGCUGUAAAACAAGUACUUCAAAUUCAUCUUCAACCACGGUCCGGUGAUAUUUUAGUAUUUAUGCCUGGCCAAGAAGACAUUGAAGUGACAUGCGAAUCUCUUGAAGAACGUUUAAGUGAGAUUGAUACCGCGCCCGAGCUUUCAAUACUGCCAAUAUAUUCACAGUUACCCUCUGAUCUUCAAGCAAAAAUUUUUCAAAAAUCAGAGCAAGGUAUUAGAAAAUGUGUGGUUGCUACUAAUAUUGCUGAAACUUCACUUACUGUUGAUGGAAUUGUAUUUGUUAUUGAUUCUGGUUACUGUAAACUCAAAGUUUACAAUCCUCGAAUUGGUAUGGAUGCUCUUCAGGUAUAUCCAGUAUCUCGAGCAAAUGCCGAUCAAAGAAGCGGUCGAGCUGGUCGUACGGGUCCAGGAUACUGUUAUAGGCUUUAUACAAGACGACAGUAUCUUGAUGAAUUACUUUUAACAGGUGUACCUGAAAUACAAAGAACAAAUUUGGCAAAUACUGUUUUACUACUUAAAUCUCUCGGUGUACAAGAUUUAUUGGCAUUUCAUUUUAUGGAUCCACCUCCGCAAGACAAUAUUCUUAAUUCCCUUUAUCAGUUGUGGAUUCUCGGUGCACUAGAUCAUACUGGAAGAUUAACUUCUUUAGGCAGACAAAUGGCUGAAUUUCCGCUGGAUCCACCUCAAUGUCAAAUGAUAAUUGUCGCUUCAACAUUGGGUUGUACAGCUGAAAUUCUUAUAAUAGUUUCAAUGCUUUCUGUACCAUCAAUAUUUUACAGACCCAAAGGUCGUGAAGAAGACUCAGAUUCAGCCAGAGAAAAAUUCCAAGUUCCUGAAUCUGAUCAUCUUACAUUUCUUCAUGUUUACCAACAAUGGAAAUCAAAUGGUUAUUCAUCUUCUUGGUGUAAUGAGCACUUUGUCCAUGCUAAAGCUAUGAGAAAAGUAAGAGAAGUAAGGCAGCAACUGGAGGAUAUAUUGAAACAGCAAAAAAUGAAUGUUGUAUCUUGUGGUACUGAAUGGGAUAUUGUAAGAAAAUGUAUCUGUGCUGCAUAUUUUCAUCAAGCAGCAAGGUUAAAAGGCAUUGGAGGAUACGUUAAUUGUCGAACUGGAAUGCCUUGUCAUUUGCAUCCAACAUCAGCAUUAUUUGGAAUGGGUUUUACACCAGAUUAUGUUGUGUAUCAUGAACUUAUAAUGACUGCAAAAGAGUAUAUGCAAUGUGUUACUGCAGUUGAUGGUCAUUGGCUUGCUGAACUUGGUCAAAUAUUUUUUAGUGUUAAAGAAACAGGUGGCAGCGGUAAAGCAAAUAGAAAACAGGCAAUGCUGCAUAUGCAUGAAAUGGAAGGACAAAUGAAAGAAGCCGAAGCAGAAAUGCGUACCAGAGCAAAAGAAGAAAGUGAAAAACAACAGGCAUCAAUAAGAAAGAAAGAAAUUUUAACUCCAGGCAUAAGGGAACCUGGAACUCCGGCUCUUUAUAGAAGAACUCCUGCCAGAUUAGGUUUAUAAAAUAAAUUUUCUUGAUUCAUUCAUUUGGAUUUAAUAAUUUUUUAGGUAUUUAAACCUCUGUAUAAAUUGUGUAUUAAAAAAAAUUACAAAUUUAAACUACUUUGCUUUAUUUAACAAUAAUUUUAAAACAAGUUUCAUCAAAUAAAAUGAAAUUUCGUCGAAUAUUUCUAUUUACUUAAAAAAAUAUGUAAAUAAAGACGAUAUAAAAAAA